This is a messenger RNA of Cavia porcellus (domestic guinea pig), 6019 nucleotides long. RefSeq names its product endosome-lysosome associated apoptosis and autophagy regulator 1 (gene Elapor1). Gene Ontology annotation, biological process: positive regulation of vacuole organization; autophagosome assembly. Gene Ontology annotation, cellular component: plasma membrane; extracellular exosome; lysosome. The record is from RefSeq and is a predicted model, not a curated record. The coding region runs from base 280 to 3297 and encodes 1005 amino acids. The transcript is spliced from 22 exons. Lineage: Eukaryota; Metazoa; Chordata; Mammalia; Rodentia; Caviidae.
UUUCCAUAGCAACCCGCAGGUGCGCUGCGGAGGCGCGCGCGGUCCCUGCGCUGCGCGAAAGAGGAUGUGGUUGUCAAGGCGACGUGGCUAGGAGGAGAGGACAGAGAGAGGAGGAAGGAUGGGCGGCCUUGGUGUAGCCGCAGGGAGGUGACUGAAGCGAGCCCGGCCCCUUGCAUCCUCCCCCUGUGUACCUCCCUCCCCUUUUUUUCCUCCUCCUGCCAGCAGAAGCAGCCACCGCAGCACCUGAGCCGUUACUGCCGUUCGGCUCAGGACAACGCGAUGACUGAGCCUGGUCGCAGCCACCAUCCCUCUGCCAGAGGCGGGGGCAGAAGUGAGAAUCGCAAGUCCCAGCUUCUGCACCUCCUGUUCUGGGCUGGGACCGCUUUCCAGGUAACCUGGGGAACAGGAUCAGAGGAGCUUCACGCCUGCAAAGAGUCAGAGUACCACUAUGAGUACACUGCGUGUGACAGCACGGGCUCCAGAUGGAGGGUUGCUGUGCCACACACACCAGGCCUGUGCACCAGCCUUCCCGAUCCCGUCAAGGGCACCGAGUGCUCUUUCUCUUGCAAUGCUGGGGAGUUUCUGGAUAUGAAGGACCAGUCCUGUAAGCCGUGCUCCGAGGGUCGCUACUCCCUCGGCACAGGCAUCCGGUUUGACGAAUGGGAUGAGCUGCCCCAUGGCUUUGCCAGCCUCUCCGCCAACAUGGAGAUCGAGGACAGUACCACCGAGUCCGCUGAGAACUGCACUUUGUCUAAGUGGGUUCCCCGGGGUGACUACAUCGCCUCUAACACGGACGAAUGCACCGCCACGCUGAUGUAUGCCGUCAGCCUAAAGCAGUCCGGCACUGUGAAUUUUGAGUACUACUACCCAGACCCCAAUAUCAUCUUCGAGUUUUUUGUCCAGAAUGAUCAGUGUCAGCCUAAUGUGGAUGACACCAGGUGGAUGAAAACCACGGAGAAAGGAUGGGAAUUCCACAGUGUUGAGCUAAAUAGAGGCAAUAAUGUCCUCUACUGGAGAACCACAGCCUUCACAGUGUGGUCCAAGGUUUCCAACCCUGUGCUGGUGAGAAACAUCGGCAUCACAGGAGUGGCCUACACUUCUGAAUGCUUCCCCUGUAAACCGGGGACAUACGCAGCCAAGCAAGGCUCCACUUUCUGCAAGCUUUGCCCUGCCAACACUUACUCAAAUAAGGGAGAAGCUUCUUGCCAUCCUUGUGACUCUGACAAAUAUUCAGAAAAAGGAUCCUCCUCCUGCAAAAUGCGCCCAGCUUGCACAGACAAAGAUUAUUUCUACACACACACGGCCUGUGAUGCCAACGGAGAGACACAGCUCAUGUACAAAUGGGCCCAGCCAAAAAUCUGUGACGAGGACGCUGAGGGGGCAGUGAAGCUUCCUGAAUCUGGUGUGAAGACUCGCUGCCCACCCUGCAACCCAGGCUUCUUCAAAACCAGCAACAGCACCUGCGAGCCCUGCCCUUAUGGCACUUACUCCAACGGCUCUGAUUGUACCCACUGCCCAGCUGGAACAGAACCUGUCCUGGGAUAUGAAUACAAAUGGUGGAACACACUACCUGCAAACAUGGAGACGACUGUCCUCAGUGGGAUCAACUUUGAGUAUAAAGGCCUGACAGGCUGGGAGGUGGCUGGUGAUCACAUAUAUACAGCUAUUGGAGCCUCGGACAACGACUUCAUGAUUCUCACUCUGGUUGUACCAGGAUUUAGACCCCCUCAGUCAGUGACGGCAGAUACAGAGAACAAAGAGGUGGCCAGGAUCACGUUUAUCUUCAAGACCAUCUGUUCCAUGAACUGUGAGCUCUACUUCAUGGUGGGCAUGAAUUCAAGGACCAACACCCCUGUGGAGACGUGGAAAGGUUCCAAAGUCAAACAGUCCUACACCUACAUCAUUGAGGAAAAUGCCACCAUGAGUUUUACCUGGGCCUUCCAGAGGACCACACUUCACGACACAGGCAGAAAGUACACCAAUGACGUUGCCAAGAUCUACUCCAUCAAUAUCACAAAUGUCAUGGAUGGGGUGGCCUCCUAUUGCCGCCCUUGUGCCAUGGAAGCCUCCGAUGUGGGCUCCUCCUGCACUUCAUGUCCUACUGGUUACUACAUCGACCGAAAUUCUGGAACCUGCCAUCCCUGCCCCCCUAACACAAUCCUGAAAGCUCAUCAGCCUUACGGUGCCCAGGCCUGCAUGGCUUGUGGUCCAGGGACCAAGAGCAACAAGAUCCACUCUCUCUGCUAUAAUGAUUGCCGCUUCUCACGCCAUGCCUCGUCCAGAACCUAUGACUACAACUUCUCGGCUCUGGCAAACACUGUCUCUCUGUCUGGGGGCCCAAGCUUCACUUCAAAAGGGCUGAAGUAUUUGCAUCACUUUAACUUGAGUCUUUGUGGAAACGAGGGUAAGAAAAUGGCUGUCUGCACUGACAAUGUCACUGACCUCCGGAUUCCUGAGGGUGAAUCAGGCUUCUCCAAAUCCAUCACAGCCUACGUCUGCCAGUCAGUCAUCAUCCCCUCAGAGGUGACAGGGUACAAGGCCGGGGUAUCUUCACAGCCUGUCAGCCUUGCUGAUCGUCUUGUUGGAGUGUCAACAGAUGUGACUGUGGAUGGAAUCACCUCCCCAGCUGCACUGUUCCACCCGGAGACCUUAGGGAUACCAGACGUGAUCUUCUUUUUUAGGUCUAACGAUGUAACCCAGUCCUGCAGCUCUGGAAGAUCAACCACCAUCCGCCUCAGAUGCAAUCCACUGAAAAUUGCUCCUGGAAGCCUGUCUCUACCAAGCAUGUGCUCUGAUGGGACCUGCGAUGGCUGUAACUUCCACUUCCUGUGGGAGAGCGUGGCUGCUUGUCCACUUUGCUCAGCCGCUGACUACCACACUUUCGUCAGUAGCUGUGUGGCUGGGAUCCAGAAAACGACUUACGUAUGGCGAGAACCAAAGAUAUGCUCUGGUGGCAUCUCCCUACCUGAGCAGAGAGUCACCAUCUGCAAAACGAUAGAUUUCUGGCUGAAAGUGGGCAUCUCUGGAGGCACCUGUAGCGCUAUCUUACUCACUGUCCUGACCUGCUACUUUUGGAAAAAGAAUCAAAAACUUGAAUACAAAUAUUCCAAAUUAGUGAUGAAUGCUACUCUUAAGGAUUGUGACCUCCCAGCAGUUGAUAGUUGUGCCAUAAUGGAAGGUGAGGAUGUGGAAGAUGAUCUCAUCUUUACCAGCAAGAAGACUCUCUUUGGAAAGAUCAAAUCAUUUACCUCCAAGCAGCCAGCUCCUGUCACCAUCUCUCUUUCAGAGGACUCCUGAUGGAUUUGACUCAGUGCCACUGAAGACAUCCUCAGGAGGCCCAGACAUGGACCUAUAAGAGGCGCCGCCAGUCUCACCUGCGUCCGUGACUUGGCAUAUCACUUUGCAAGCCUGUGAUGAUUUGGGUGCCAGCAUCCUGCAAUACCCACUGCUGGAAAUCUCUUCAUUGUGGCCUUAUCAGAAGAAGUUUGAAUUUCAGAUCUUUGUUUUUUAUAGAGUACCCAAACUUCGCUUUCUGCUUUCCUCAAACCUGCCAAAUAUACCCACACUUUGUAUAUUAUUCCCUUGCUUGCAUCUUGUUUCUUACAAUGGUCCAGUCAACAGAGCCAUAGCCUCCUCUGCCAUAAUUCUUAGAGCUCUGGAGUAAAAGUAUUUGUCUCUUAAGUAACUCACUGAAAGGCAAGAAUAGCUGGGGGUUUUCCUGGCCAUAUCCCCUCAGCUCAUGAUCUCUUUACAGAAGAGACUGGGCGAGUGGGAGAUCGGGGUUCUUGGACAGAUGAUUCUCAUGGACACCUGGAUUCACUUCUCCUGGACAGGUAGCUCAAACUGAGGACAGUGGACAAUCAGAGGGCAAGUUGAGGAAAGCCUGAGGAAGAAGAGGCUUGAUAAGCAGAGAGAGAGGCAAGAAAGAAAGGAGGGUUUUGUUUUCGUUUGGUAUUUUGUUUGUUUUAUAACUAGGUAUCUCCUUUUGUCCUCUUAUAAUAAAUAUAUUCGCACUAAUGCCAAAGGAAAAUGUUUACCAAAAAAAAUGUCAAAGUCCUGGUGGAUCUAUUCUCUCAUUUAUUUACUUAUUUUUAUCUCUCUGUGACACUAAAAACAUAGGGAGGCCAAGGUUUUAAUGAGCCUGUACAGGGGCUCCAGCUCAUAAUGGCUCAGACCUGAGGCAGUCAUGAUGUCUGCUUCUGAGCUCCACUUAACUGCUAAGCCACAGAAUUAAAAACUUCUAGGCUGGUGAGAAAGGUCACUGAAUCCCAAGCCCAUACAGCAACAGCAGAACCAGACUUGUUUUCCAGAAGGCAAGAGCAGGGGACUUCAACAAAGGUGUCCACUAAACCAGGGUGCGUGCUUCUCACUGCUAAGCUCCUGUCCUUGCGUUUUGUGUGUCCUCCUUUCCUUCAUGCACUAAAAAACUACAGAGAGUAGCCCCCAUUUCUGACAACAGUCCCUUUGAAAAGUGAAUAGAAUGAGUGUCCUCUCUGAUCCUUUCUCCCUUUCAUUCUAACUAUAAUCUGUAAGCCUGAAGUCUCUAGAAUGGUAAAACCCCGGCAAGACUUUCAAUUACUUUUUUCUUUCUAAUACUGGGAAGUCUCUUUCCCUUAUCAAGCUAGAUUAACCAGUGCCCAUUGCCUAUGGUUUGUCCCUGUGCCCCUUUUCCAUCGGCCAUUUGCUGACUGGACAGUCAGAAGAGAAAGGCAUUUCUGAGCAGUUCAUCUGCCAACAAAGUGGUUUUCGCAUCUGAUUGGCUACCAUUGUCUUGGCAUUAGUCUUAUAAAAGUCAGUGUGAAGCGGAGUCUCAUAACUUCUGGCCAUCAGCAUCACUGAUGGCAGGAAGUCCCUUUGGCUCAAUAAAUCUAGCUACUGGUUUGAACUCACUGUGUAGUCCAGGCUGGCCUUAAACUCUUAGCAAUCCUCCUCCCUCAACCUCCCUAGUGCUGGGGUUAUAGGCGUCUACCAACAUGUCUGAGUGGAUAGUUUUCUUGGAUAACCAGAUUUCCCCCCUUGUGUGGUAAUUAGAUUCUUAGAACCAGGGGCCACAGUAGAAUUCCUCCUGGGAGAUGCACACUUAUACACGAGUAGCCCCAAACUCCAGCCUUCUACAGCAUCAACACCUGGGCAUCUACUUCCUGCUAAACAGCUCCCUUUUGUGACAAGGGUCACAGAAGGGCCUUAGACUAUUCUAGAAAAACUUUAGCCCUCUAAAUUCUUUAUUCUGCUAUCUUAAAACUGAAUGUCCCCAGAAGAACCUGAAACUCCACUGAUUUAGUUAUAGUACUUUAAGGGUCUCCUUUUUAUUGGGCUGAUUCUAAGCGAAGGGGGAGUCAUCCUUUGCUUUCCUAGAAAAUUACAUGCUUUAGAUUUUUAAGAGCUUUAUUGAGCUAUAAUUCAUACCAUACAAUUUGCCCCUUUAAAAUGUACAAUUCAAUGGCUUUUAGGAUAUAUUGUUUUUUUGCUACUGUUGUUAUUCAUUCUACAUUUGCUAGGCUGGUGCUCUACCACUGAGCUACAGCCCUAGCCCUGUAUAUCCAUUUUAGAACAGACAAAUGUCAGAUCUGCUGUGGGGAAAGCUUUAGCCCUUGACCCAGGACUAGAGUGGUUUGUACAGAUAUUGAGGGAGAUGGUGCAGGUUUGAGAUAUAAAAUAUUUAAAUCUCAUUUAGUUACCUAGAGUCCUGGGACACAUAAGUAACUUUCAUUCCAUAAUCGACACCUACAUUCACCUGGGAAUACAAAUACGAUUGUGGUAUAUCUAAGGACCAGAGGAUUUCUUAUGCCAACAAAACAUUUUGGGGGGUCUAACUCUAUAUUAAAGAUAAGAUGGACUAUAUUUAUACAACAGAGACUUUGUAACAGAUUUUUCAGCUUUGUGAAAUUAAUUUUUUCCUCAUCAGGAUUGGUUGGAUUUCACUUUUAUUCUGUAUUCUAAACAUGUACAGUUUAUUAGGGGAUGGGUUAUUGGCAUGUCACUCUUGGGAGGGAGUAUGAAAUAAAAAUGUACCUUUUGA